CACCAAAAAAGAAAAAAUAGUGAGACUGCAAGGAAUAGUUGGACAACUGCAUCUUUUGCAGUACGAAAAGGAAGAGGUUAACCUGUUCUUGGCUAUAUGGUAUUGAUUUAGGAUGCAAAGAAAAUACAGCUGUAAAUAUCUAGGAAUAUUCCCUAGUAGCUGGGGUGUUUUUUAGGGAGUAGGCCGUUGAAGGGGGACUCUGGAGGCACAGUCUGUUUUCCCAGGGAUGCCACCCGCUCCCUGCAUGAUAGGAGGAGAAAGGUCACUCGUUGUUCUAGGUCUCAGCUCCCAGCUGAGAAUGAUGCUGUCUCCCUCCUCUCCUGUUCCAGCUUGCUUGUUUAUCUCACUGGCUUUUCAUCAGAGUAACAUUCACUCUGCUCUGUGCUGAACACAGUGGGUCCUGCUCUGACCGGGGCUUCUAGGCACCACCACGAGUAACAGACAUGAUUCUCUCCUUACGCCUCUCUCCUCCCUCUCCGUCUGUGCUGCAGUGCUUGUGAGAGCCUGCAAAGAGACGCUGUCUUCUGCAGCUUCGGGAUCCCAGCAAGAAAUGGGGGUCUGAUGGAUUGUAAAUGCACCUGCUUUGUUUAAAACCCAGCCGAACAGAUAAGUGCACUUUAAAUUAUCUCUGAAUGGUGCUUUAGACGCGGCUGUGCACGGCAUCUCUCUUCAGUUCUGUUUCAGUUUGGUGAGGCUCUGUGUUUCACUCCUGCAAAUGAAUGCUGUGUGGGUCCCAUUUCAGCUGAGAAAUACCAGAUGAUAUUGGUAUUUCACAUUAAGGUAAUUAUUUGGUGUCUGAGGGAGCUGCAGCUGAGGGGUUGGGAGGCUCCCAGGGCUCUAUCCCUGCUCUUCCAGAGCCACAGUCUCCAGCAGCCCUGUGAGGUUUUGGGACUCUGAGGAGCAGCUCUGUGGGACCAGACAAGGCUGAUGUGACCCAUGUGAGCCUCAAAGAGUCCUAUGGGACUCAUUAGAGGUUUAAUAACUAAACUUGGCUGGUUUGGUUGAGAAGAUGCUUGUGCAGGCUUGUCACAAUCUCAGAGAAACCAGCUCAUGCUGCUGGCGGGAGAAAGGGCUUUCUGCAUGUGCUUGUCAUAUGUGUGCAGAGAAAGUGAUAACCCUGCUCCUUCCCAACAGCUUCCAGGUGGGAAAAGAGCUGAGGAUGGGGGAGAAAACACCUUGGAUACACUGAGUUUACAUAGGGCAUGCAAAGAAAUAUUGUGAGUGAGUGGUAACAAGAAUUGUCCCCUCAAAGUUAAGGGAACAUUAUCUCUCUGCCAAGAAAGCAAUUUCUGGCUGCUUAGGUAUGCUUCUAGAGGUGACCACUGUCUCCUGGUGGACACACCACUGCAGUUACUAAAGUAUUCAACAAACCCAUAAAAGAGGGUCUCGUGUAAAGUGUAACUUUGCAAUAAUAUACAGCCAUGGGGCUGGGGCUAGUAUUCACCAUAAUGCAAUUUACUGUGUUAGAAUAAUAAAAAAUAAAUCAGUGAAGCUGAGUGUGUGAGCAUUGCUGGGGAUGUGUGGCGGGAGGCCGGACAAGAGCCAAAGUAUCUACUCCAGACUUGCCUUACCUGCUCUACCAGGGAUAAUUACCAGUGUAAAACAUCUACCUUGCUGUUAGGAAAAUGACAGACAGGUUUGCUACAGCAAAUUAGGCUGUAGUAACUGACCUGAAUUUGUCUUACCUACCAAAGCAAAAGGUGAGUUUCUUGGUCAAGUUGCCAGUUUAGGGGUGAUAGAAAGAGACAGGACAGACAAGGAGGGGAAGUGGGAGGUUGCUGCAGUUUGUGAGAACUAAAUCUGGAUCAACUUGUGAUCCCUGAAGUUCCUUUUUUUCUAGGAAAAACUUCACUGCUGCUGUUAUUACCAAGGAAUGUUUUAUAUUAAUAGAAGAAACAGCACAUCUGUUAGUAAUGACUGAGCUCUGUCUUACAAUUGUAAACAGCGCUUAUUCCUGACUCUUUAAUACUUUGAAAGCAAAAAAGCUUGACACUAUAUUAAGAAACACUGAUUAAAAUGGAGCUUUAGUGAGAAAUUGGGGCUAGUUGAUUCAGCAAAGGUGGAUAGGAAGUUAAAAACGCUUAAAUCCUCUUGGUGCACCAGCUAAUGCAGCUUAAUGUUUUUCUAACCUCAGAGAUUCUCAAGGUAUUGAUUGUUAGGUUUGCAACUUUAAAUCUGUUUUCUGCCAGUGAGCUGAAAUCAAUGUAUCUCUGUAUUAGGUCCCAUUAAAUUAACCCUAAGCUGGCCAGUUCCAGUCUGGGCAAUCUGACAUUACUCAGAGUCAAAUUUGGGAAUCAUCCUGAGGUGUGGCUGGCAUGCAAUGUGUAACACUCUGUGCUGCCUGGAAGAAGAGGCAGGAAACACUUAAAGUGUCACUUGGGAGCUGUACUGAUGAGAGAGAUGAUACCAAGGGUGUUCUAGGCACCUGUGGUUUGGCUGGUACCUCCUGCCACUGAGGAGAACAGAUUCAACAGCUCUUGUCCACUUAUUGAAAAAAAAAAUUGUCCUGACAAGAAGAUCCUUGAAUCCCUAACUCCUUGUUCUUACAGGUGAGCCUUGAGAACACUUGAGAGACUGCAGCUCUCCCGAAUGAGUGACCUUCCCCAGUGACUGGAAGAAAGCCAUGGGGAAAGACAAGAAAGAAGAAGCCAUCUUCCUGAGGAAGAAGAUAACUUUGCUGCGGGCUUUCUCGCUGCUCAUUGGCAGCAUGGUUGGCAGUGGCAUCUUCAUUUCCCCCAAAGGAGUACUGCAGAACUCGGGCAGCGUGGGAUUCUCCCUGGUGGUCUGGUUCUCCUGUGGGCUCCUCUCCAUGUUUGGUGCCUUGAGUUAUGCAGAGCUUGGAACAAGAAUCACCAAGUCUGGAGGACAUUAUAUCUACAUUUUGGAGACACUAGGGCCUCUGCCAAGCUUCUUAUUCCUGUGGGCAGAGUUUUUUGCUAUCAGGCCUGCCAACAGUGCUGUGGUUUCCCUGGCGUUUGGACGCUACAUGCUGGAGCCAUUUUUCGCCCCCUGUGCUGCCCCUGUCCCUGCAGUGAAGCUCGUCUCUCUCCUGGGCUACUACAUGGUCCUCACCCUCAAUUCCUGGAGCGUCACCUGGAGCGCGCGGCUGCAGACGGCUCUCUCUGUGGUCAAACUCCUGGCUCUUGCACUCAUCAUCGUGCCAGGGAUGAUGCUGCUGGCCCAGGGCCACACCGAGAACUUCCAGGAUGCUUUUGACAGGCAGUCGCUGGUUCUGGAUAAGCUCCCCCUGGCUUUCUAUGCAGGCAUGUUCGCGUACUCCGGCUGGUUUCAGACCAGCUUUGUGCGUGAGGAGUUGGUCAAGCCUGAACGAAAUAUCCCCCUGGCUGUCAUCGUGUCUGUGAUCACGGUAAUCGUGGGGUACAUGCUCACCAACGUCUCCUAUUACACAGUCCUGGGAACACAAGAUGUUCUGGCUUCUCCUGCUGUGGCUGUGAGCUUUGUGCAGCGAGCCUUCAAAAGCCUCAUCUCCGUGGUCCCUGUCCUUGUCGCACUAUCCUGCUUUGGAACCAUGAAUGGAGGAAUCUUCACAUUUUCAAGGACUCUGUUUGUGGCUUCCAGGGAAGGGCAGUGGCCUCCUCUCUUCUCCAUGAUCCACAUUCGAAGGCAUACCCCCCUUCCUGCUGUCAUGUUAAUGUUCCCUUUGGUCACUGCCAUGGUGUGCAUUGGAGACAUCUACCAUCUACUGAACUUCUUCAGCUUUUCCCGAUGGCUCUUCAUAGGAUUAGCCACCCUCGGGCUCAUCGUCCACCGCCACCGUCACCCGGAGCUGCACAGCCCCUUCAAGGUUCCCCUUUUUGUUCCUGUCUCUUUUACCAUCAUCUGCCUCUUCACAGUGGCAAUGUCUUUCUACUCAGACCCUGUGAACAUUAGCUUUGGAUGCAUCAUGGUUUUGAGUGGUUUUCCAGUCUACUACCUCAUAAUUCACAGGCAGAUGUCAGACCGCUGCCGCAACCUGUUUUAUUAUCUUACACACAAACUGCAGUUACUGCUGGAAGUUGUCCAACAAGAAAUCAAGACUUAUUGAGCAAAUCAUCAGAACUCACAGAAGACGAUAAAAAUCUACUUACACCAUUUUCGACACCUUUGAUCCUACCAAAAGCAGGCCAUGCUUUUAUUCUUUUCAGUCAGAGCAAAUGAGGAUGACUCUGAGCCAAAACCUCACUGCAAGUUUUCCUAUGCCUGCCAAUCGGGAUCUGUUCCUGUCCCUUUCUUUUUUCCAGAAGAGCAAACUAGUUCUCUGAAAUGAGCUUUCUUUGCCUGCAGAGUGUCUUUGAAACCAAGAUCCUUAUUUUGCAACCUAGCCCAGUCCUGAGUAAAACUGAGUGUGUGUUUGUGUGUACAGAGACAGUAUUUUUUUUUCUCAGCUUGGCAAAUAGAGAAAGCAGGCAUGUUGCAGAACUUGGAAUCCAAUACAUGGAAGCCAAAUGCAAGUUUCAAACAGAACCACUAUAGUAGCCUUGUUGUGGACAAGGGGAAGGGUUAGAGAGAGUAAGUUAGAGAUAAGGCAGUUUAAUUGGAAAGGGAAAUGCAGGGGGAAAAAUUUUAUUCAUCAGAAAGUGCAGAUUGAGCUAAUGAGAAGAUAUUUGAAAUUCAAAUAUUAACAAAGUAAGGUUGGAAUGUUUUGCUUUGAUUUGUGUAUAAUCAGAAUGAAUUUUUUAGCUUUGAAAUAAUCUUUUAACUAUGAACUUUACUUUUCUGAAAUUUUAUUUUAAAAUGUACAAAUGCAUUUUUAAAAAAAUCAGUUAAAUAUCAACUAGAAUAUGACAGAAUAGAUCCUGGUCCCUCCCCCAGGUUUCCAGACCCACUCCUCACCAGUGAAGUUGAAAACUCAGAAUUUGGCCUAGCUCCAGUGAAAUACAAUUCCUCCUUUAAUUAGACAGGACCACUGAUGAGACUUGGGCAGAUUCCUGAGUAAGUGCAUCUUUUUUUGCUGGAAGAAGAAACGAGCUACUUCACAUCCAAGCUUUAACUUGCCAAUUGCACAUGACUUGCUGAUUUAAUCCAUAAAUGCUCAUUUGAACUAAUGGCAUAAGAAAGGUUUCCAUUAUUGGAUUACUUUGGUUUACAUUAUUAAUGUGGCAGUGUUACGUCCAGAUAAAACAGCAAUUAGCCAUUUACAAUCACAUAAUUGUUAAUUGGUUCCUAAAAGAUGGGAAGUAGCAUGCUGAGACUCCUCUAAUGACUGCUGGAAAGAGGAACAGCAGAAUGUGGAGUAUUUUUUAAUUCCUUUGUAUCAAACAUUUAUGGACUGAAAAUAAAAACAAGGUACCGUUUACAAAUCCAAUGUAAUCUACUGAAAUGUAUAAAAUUUUGGAGCUCAAGUUGGGUUUUUUUCAAAGUAAUCGAGAAUUAUUAUUCUUGUAAUGAUUGCUUCCUGUUUCUGUGCUGAAUUAAGCUGGGACAGCAGCAGUGUGGUUGCAGGGCUUGUUUCCCCACUGCCCUCCCACAAUUUAAUUUACAAGCUGCUGGACAUUGUCCAACAUGAAAUAGAGUCUCGCUGGGAAAAUCCUCACAGCGGAAACCAUCACAAUCUACCGGGGAAGGUACUGGCUUUAAAUGAUAGAAUGGAUCCAAGCGGGAUCUGGAAAUGCUUCCAGGCUCCCAGACAAGAGCCAAUCCCUCCUCAAGCUGAAGCUGAACCCCCUGGCACACCUUCCCACAGCACCCCAGUGGUGGACCAGGACCCAGUGUGGGUGGCUGGGGAACCAACCUGCAGAAGACCUUGCAGGACCUGGUGAGCUCAAUCACCCCAGCACUUCCUGAGUCCACCCACUUAGGUACCGGUUUGGGGGAUUGUACACAUCUUAAGGUAGAAGCAUGAGGUACUGCCAGCCUGGUCCCAGGCUGCAAUACCCAUGUGAGCACAGUGUGCACAUGCUGUAGCAUCAGGACUCCCACAUCAAACCUUGGAACAGUCUGAAAUUGCAAUAGAACUGUUCUGUGUCACAGAUUUUCACAUGUCACAGACAUUCACAAAGGGUGAAAUGUCCCUUCUUUGUUUGUUUCCUCUGAAGAGAAAAAGUGAACAAGAACUGAAAUUCCUGGGAGGAAACUAAGUUACACUACCUGCUGGACUAUGGUUUCUUUGUAAAGGAUAAAUCAUGUGACAUAUGCUGGGAAAUCACUUGGGUGCCUCUGCUGACUUGUGCAGGAAUAUGAUCUUGCAGGGCUAUACAUAGGAUGUCUGCUCUGACACCUGUUCCAUUCCCAGAUACUGGAAAUGCAGACAGAUGUAGUACCGUGGUUGAGAAAUCAGAGAUUCAACAGCUCCGUGGAUGACAUUGCAAUUAAAAGCGAAGAAAAUAAAAACAAUGUUCAGAAAGUAUCAGUUUACAGUGAGCUCAAGUUUCCAGUUUGUGGAGAGUUGUUUGUUUUUAGAGAGGAUGGUGUGCUGCUCCAGUAAAGAUAUGUAAACAUUUUCUGCCAAGCCAGAAAGCUCUUCCUAAAGCUACUGUCUCAUGUCUGCUGAAGCUCGUAGGCCUCAGUAGGGCCUCAGAAGGAAAGAAGUGAAAGAAAGUGCUGUGUCCAGGAUAUAGUGCAGAGCAGAGACUUUGCUGGGCAGAGCAAGCAGCCAGGUGCCAUCAGCUCUUCUGCGCUUGUGUUGUCUCCUGACUCAUCUGUCUGCUCCUGAAAUGGACACCCGGAUCACGUCACUGCCACUGUAACAUCUGCAUUUCUGGAGAAUGAAUAUCUAGCUGACAAGAACGGUGUUAUUUAUUUCAGGGCUGGUUCUCAGCAGUAUAAGUUAGACUUUGCAG
Molecule: messenger RNA, 6779 nt
Organism: Prinia subflava (tawny-flanked prinia)
Lineage: Eukaryota; Metazoa; Chordata; Aves; Passeriformes; Cisticolidae
Product: cystine/glutamate transporter-like
Exons: 16
Coding region: 2624-4045 (473 amino acids)
Biological process (GO): amino acid transmembrane transport
Cellular component (GO): membrane
Molecular function (GO): L-amino acid transmembrane transporter activity
Source: RefSeq, a predicted model, not a curated record